Onthophagus taurus is the source of this 943-nucleotide messenger RNA. Lineage: Eukaryota; Metazoa; Arthropoda; Insecta; Coleoptera; Scarabaeidae. The record is from RefSeq and is a predicted model, not a curated record.
UGUAAGUAUUUUGGGUGGUUUACGUUAAUUCGAAAUAAAAAUUGCCGUGGUGUAUUCAAAAAUCGUUCGAAAUCGAACGAUUACGCUCAACAUCUGCUCAUAAUUAUGUGGAUCGUAGAGGCAUUAAGGAAGCCAUCUUGCUUUUUAACACCGUCCAACGGAUGUAAACAGAAAAACUGUAACGGAUUGAAGUUUAAAAAAGUAAAUAAUCAUGGCUGGAACAGAAGCGGUUGGAGACUUACUUUCUCGUUGGUCUUAUGUUGUACAUACACCCAGCGAGGAACCCGAACCAUCAGAGUUACCCAGCACCGUGGACAUGGCUGCUUUCAGCUCUGAAUUAAACACAACACCUCCAAAUAGCACCCAAGUUGAGGAAUCAUCAGAUUCUGAAAGUGAUUCAGACUCAGACACAAAUAACUCUGGUAGUGAUGAAUCGGAAUCGUCGUCACACUCCGACUCGUCAAAUUCAGACACUUCAACAUCAAGUCAAGACUCAAAUUCGAGACCACCAUCCCCGGAAUUCUCGGUGACGAGUACCCAAGCAAACAGCCUGCGCUUAACCAUCAGUAAAGCUUGUACGAGUCCUACCGAGAAACCAAAACCAUCCGAAACAAAGAUUUUGUCGGCGAAGUGUCGUUCGUUAUCGAGUAGUAGUGAUUCCGAUAGUGACUCGGAUAAAAGUGACGCUUCACCAGCCGUUUGUAAUAAAGAAACGGUUCCAAAACGGCCCCAACCAGUGCGGAAGUUACGGUCGCGACCCCCCGAACCUCCUCCUCCUCCGAGUAAUGUAAAAAAAGUUGGUGUUAAAAAGGAUCUUGGGACUGUAAAUAAUAAAAAGGAGAAUGUUGCUGCUAAGAAAGUUAAGGGAAAAGGUGGAAAUAAGGUAAGAAUUAUUUUAUUUGAUUUAUUUUUAUUGACUCAUAGACAUCACGACGCCUUUUAA